Apaloderma vittatum (bar-tailed trogon) is the source of this 1315-nucleotide messenger RNA. RefSeq names its product zinc finger and BTB domain containing 25 (gene ZBTB25). Gene Ontology annotation, molecular function: RNA polymerase II cis-regulatory region sequence-specific DNA binding; protein binding; DNA-binding transcription factor activity, RNA polymerase II-specific. Gene Ontology annotation, biological process: regulation of transcription by RNA polymerase II. Bases 20 to 1315 code for a protein of 431 amino acids. Gene Ontology annotation, cellular component: nucleus. Lineage: Eukaryota; Metazoa; Chordata; Aves; Trogoniformes; Trogonidae. The record is from RefSeq and is a predicted model, not a curated record. The transcript is spliced from 3 exons.
UCUUGCUCCCAGGCACGCCAUGGACACAACCGGCCACAGCGUCCUCCUCCUCCAGCAGCUGAACAUGCAGCGGGAGUUCGGUUUUCUGUGUGACUGCACAGUUGCCAUUGGAGAUGUUUACUUCAAAGCCCACAGAGCGGUGCUCGCCGCUUUUUCAAACUAUUUUAAGAUGAUAUUUAUUCAUCAGACGAGCGAAUGCAUAAAGAUUCAGCCGACAGACAUCCAGCCUGACAUAUUUAGUUACUUGUUGCAUAUCAUGUACACUGGGAAAGGGCCAAAGCAGACUGUCAGCCAGAGCCGGCUGGAGGAGGGCAUCCGCUUUCUCCACGCAGACCACCUCUCCCACAUCGCGAUUGAGAUGAACCAGGUUUUCUCCCCAGAGCCGGUCCAGUCUUCAAACUUGUAUGGAAUCCAGAUCUCAACUGCCCACAAGCCAACGAAGGAGCGCCUGGGAGCAAAGGAGACUCUGCCCAAGGCAGGCAGCAGGUCUGCUGCCCAGGGUGACCACCCGCAGCUGCAGCUCUCUCUGGCCAUCGGUCUGGAUGACAGCUCCCUGGACCAGCACAUCGCUCGUCCCUCUGCUCAGCCUGCGGCUCUUGCCAAGCCGGGAGACGAGCGUCCAAAGCUCUCAGAGCGAUGCGACUCAGAGCCCGUGGUGUCCCAGAGCUGCACCCCUCCUUCUCCGGAGCUAGCAAGCCCCAUCUUUGGCAAGGCCAGCCUCAAGGUGCACUUGUGUCACUACUGUGGGGAGCGUUUCGACUCUCGGGGAGGGCUGCGGCAGCACUUGCACACCCACGUCUCAGGGUCGCUGCCGUUCGGUGUGCCGGCCUCCAUCCUGGAGAGCAGUGACCUGGGGGAGGUGCAGCCUCUGGCCGAGGACAGGGAGGCUGGGGAUGGCCACCGGCUUGGGACCUUCCUCCUCAAGGAUGACGAGCAUCCGCUGGAGCAUCCGAGCUGCGGCGACCUGGAGCCCCUGCAGAUUGGCCAGCUCUCCCUCAUCUCCAAGGACCACGAACCAGUGGAGUUGAACUGUAACUUUUCGUUCUCAAGAAAGAGAAAAAUCAGUUGCACUGUCUGCGGCUGCACGUUUUUCCGGAAGAGCCAGCUGCUUGAACACAUGUACACACACAGAGGGAGGCAGCACAGACACAGCCGCUGUCAGCAGCUGGAGAGCCCCGCGACCCCCAGGUUUCAUCCUUACUGUGACAGCGAGAGCACGGGGAAGAGCUCCAGUUUAUCCCAAGACCACUUAGAUGAAUGUAUACUGGAGUCGGAUCUCAUCCAAGAAAGUGUUGAUACGAUCCUGGUAGAGUAA